GUCUGCUGACAACAGAAACAUGGAAGAGGAUGCUAGAUAUCUGAAGAAGAAGAUAAAGACGGGUGCAAUUGAUGUUCACCCUACCCUGUCUGCCAUUGUUGUUCACUUCGAGGUUGAAGCUACAAUUUUGGGCGAGGCAGGAGAUGCAAUGCUGGGUGAAAACAAGCAAUCCCAGAAAACUAUCAUGAUAAAGAACUUAUCAGUUGGAACAGACCUGCGAAAAUUAAGUGAAGUUGUUGUUGAGAAAUGUAACUUGAUACAUCCAAGUAAAGUUCCUGAACUGGAGCAGCUUCUCUACUAUCUACAAACGAGAAAAGUGACCGUAAAUACUGAAAGUGUGGAGCAGGAAAUGGAAAGAAUCCGACAGGCAACAAGCCGAUUUGAUGACAUUGACGAAAUUCAGGAGAAGGCCGAUUUGAAUGAAUUGGAGUCAUAUGUCGAUUUACUGUAUGAUGACAUGAAAACUAAAACCAAGGGGACAUCACUUAUAUUGCAGUUAGCAAGGAACCCUGACAACCUCGCUGAACUUAUUGAAAAUGAAAUGGUGCUUGGUGCCCUAAGUCGUGUUUUAAGAGAAGACUGGAAGAAAUCAAUUGACCUUUGCACAAAUAUUGUGUACAUAUUCUUUUGCUUCUCCAGUUUUUCAGAGUUCCAUUCAAUUCUGCUACAGUACAAAAUUGGUUCAUCAUGCUUGCAGAUAAUUGAAAAUGAGCUAAAACGAUUUGAGUACUGGAAUGAUGAAUUGGCUAAGAAGAAAAAAACAGCCAUUGACGAGAAGAGUGAAGAAUCUCAAAAAGCAUUCCUCAAAAGUGAAAAGAAGUUUGAAGUAGUUAUACACAAGCAGGAGCAACUUUUACGAGUAUCUGUCUACCUGCUUCUUAAUAUUGCUGAAGAUACCCCAAUUGAAAUUAAGAUGACUCAAAAGAGUAUCAUAGUGUUUUUGAAUACCAUGCUUGAAAGGAAAAGCCUUGAGCUAUUGAUUUUGGUCGUGUCAUUCCUCAAAAGGCUCAGUAUCUACAAAGAAAAUAAAGAUGUAAUGAAAGAGAUGAAUGUUGUUUCAAAACUGAACAAAAUGAUUCCUCAUCAAAGUGAUAUUCUUGUCAGCCUUAUUUUGAGAUUAAUUUUGAAUCUCUCUUUUGACAAAGAUAUCAGGACACAAAUAAUAAAGUGUGGCAUGUUGCCCAAAUUAGUCAAUUUUGUUAAAGAAGAAACCCACAGAGUCUUUGCUCUUUGCAUCCUUUAUCAUGUCUCAGUGGAUGAUAAAUGUAAAGGACUAUUCAGCUACACUGAUAUCGUCCCAAUCAUCAUUCACAUACUUCAGGAAAAUGAGGAGGGACAGCUGGAUAUGGAAUUGAUGGCACUGUGCGUCAAUAUAACACAGAACCCCAAGAUUGCAGCUCACUUUGCACAAAAUCUGCGACUUCUGUUGCGACAAUCACUGAAAAACAGGGAUUCUCUUAUGCUCAAAAUGGUCCGGAACAUUCUGAGUCAUGAAGUUCAGGAGAAGAAAGUGGUGCUCAGCUCAAUAAACGAGAUCGUGUCUAUUGUUAAAGACUGUCCACACGAGGAGCAGAUAACAGUGGAACUACUAGGAGUGCUGGCGGAGUUGAACCUGCCUGAAAUAGACUUCAGACAGCUUGUUACCGAGUAUAAUCUGGUGCCCUGGAUAUCUCGCAAUCUCGCCCCAGCUAAUAAGGUGGCAGAUGAUGUGGUGCUGGAAAUAGUGAGGUUUGUAGGGAAUGUAGUGAGAGACGAGGACUGUGCCCAACUGUUUGCUAACGCUGGUCUACCUAACACUCUUAUUGAGCUCAUCACCGCCAAACAGGAAGACGAUGAGAUAGUCCUGCAAAUACUCUACGUGUUCUAUCAGAUGAUAUUCCACAAGUGCACUAGAGAGCUCCUCAUUAAACAGUCUCAGGCUCCGGCUUAUCUGAUAGAUCUGAUGCACGAUAAGAAUACAGAAGUACGCCGGAUGUGCGAUACAACUUUAGAUAUCAUCUCUGAGUACGACGAGGACUGGGCUACAAAGAUCCAGUACGAGAAGUUCAAAUGGCACAACUCCCAGUGGCUGGAGAUGGUUACCCAGGGUAACGACCCUGAGGUAGACUCGUACGAUGACGAUUACCUCCCUAGAGAGAUGAUGUUAUCAGGAGACAGUACAGCGGAUCUGCUUUACCAGCACGAACAGGACGGGUACCGUGACCAGCCUUACGCAGACUACCCUUACGAUGGUGACCACAGAGACUACGGUGGUUACCCUGGUGAGGAUGGGUAUCACCCGGGUGAUCACAUUCAUCACCCUGGGUUACACACACGUGUCGAGGCCGGGGAGUACGCAGCUCAGUACCAGGAUCAGGAGGAGGACUACGAUUACUAUCAACAGCAUUACAACCAGGGAGGUAAUAGAAUGAUAAGUCCUGACGAAGAAGCUGUGUACGGAGCCCAGCAUUCCAAGCAAGGCGCUCCCCCAAUAGCACAAGAACCCCGGAAUGCAGGCUACAUGACAAACCUUGACAGCUUUAGCAGAACUCUUGAGAACUGGCAUCUGAGGUCUUGAUCUUGUUUUGUUUAUUAUAAAGCGCAGAAGUAUUUGAUAUAUUUAUAUAAAGCUGGAAUUUGUUUGACAAAGUUUUAUUCAGAAGAAGUGUGUUAUAGUUGAUAUAAUAUGAGAAGUGCGUACUGGAAUGCUGUGCUGGUCACAGAUUGUACUCUAUUAGUUUGUUUCCUGUUAAAUAUUUCAGCGGAGUAAAGUUUGAAUCAUACCUGCCCCAGUACAUGGUUUUGCCAUGCUGUUUUGGCGACAAGUUAUCAGAAUUUUUACUCAGAUGAUUACGGUGUAUAUUGUAUUCAGGGUAUGUUAUUAAUGAACUUUACAGUGUACGAAAUAUGUAUAAAAUUUCAAGUUUAUUAUUUC
Molecule: messenger RNA, 2914 nt
Organism: Bolinopsis microptera
Lineage: Eukaryota; Metazoa; Ctenophora; Tentaculata; Lobata; Bolinopsidae
Product: kinesin-associated protein 3-like
Exons: 10
Coding region: 20-2557 (845 amino acids)
Biological process (GO): microtubule-based movement; cilium organization
Cellular component (GO): kinesin II complex; axoneme; ciliary transition zone
Molecular function (GO): kinesin binding
Source: RefSeq, a predicted model, not a curated record